Molecule: messenger RNA, 4724 nt
Organism: Hippocampus comes (tiger tail seahorse)
Lineage: Eukaryota; Metazoa; Chordata; Actinopteri; Syngnathiformes; Syngnathidae
Gene: brd4
Product: bromodomain containing 4
Exons: 19
Coding region: 37-4698 (1553 amino acids)
Biological process (GO): regulation of DNA-templated transcription; chromatin remodeling
Cellular component (GO): chromatin; nucleus
Source: RefSeq, a predicted model, not a curated record
UUGUGGCUUCUUUCCGUGCCGUCGGAGUCUUUGUAAAUGGAUUACAAGAUGCAUGCCAAGUCCAACGAUUUGCUGGAUUUCCAAAAACUGGAUGCCCUCCUGGAAAAGAUUGCACAUUCGGUGUCUGUGAAAAGAGAGUCCAGCGAGGAGUGCAAUGGGAUCAGUGGUGCUCUGUCAGUGGAGUCUGUGCCGGGGCCAAGAUUGAACUGGUGCACUGCCAACAGCGCUCCCCCUGCCCUCGCUCCAGCCCCUGCAGCGGGGCCCGGGCCCAUGCCCAUGCCCAACCCAGUCAGGAUGGGGGACGGCCUGGACGCUGCGCAGAUGUCGGGCGGCAGCAGUAGCAGCAGCGGCGGCGGCAGCCAAGGGCAGCCCCAGACAGUUGGCAACCCCCCACCCCCGGAAUACAUCAACCUUGACAGGCCCAAGCGCCAGACCAACCAGCUGCAGUACCUGCUCAAGGUGGUGGUGAAGUCCCUGUGGAAACACCAGUUUGCCUGGCCCUUCCAUUCACCGGUGGAUUCAAUCAAACUCAAUCUUCCUGACUACUACACAAUAAUUAAAAACCCCAUGGACAUGGGAACAAUCAAGAAAAGGCUUGAAAACAGCUACUACUGGAAUGCCCAAGAAUGUAUCCAAGACUUCAACAAGAUGUUUACCAACUGCUACAUGUACAAUAAGCCUUCGGAUGACAUAGUCUUAAUGGCUAAGGCGCUAGAGAAGGCUUUCCUCCAAAAGGUCGCCGACAUGCCUCAGGAAGAAAUUGAGAUUGCGGUCAUGACAGGGAAGGGCCGGGGCCGAGGUCGCAGAGACGCCGGUCUCAGCUUGAAACCGGGGGCCAUCAUCGACCCUUCCUCCACAACCCCUCAAACGCGAGGUCUGUCAAGCCUCUCGACAGCACCUCAGACCAGAGGACCGGCACAGGGCCCGCCUUCACUACCUCCUCAGCCUUUAAUGCAGGCCCUCCCGUCCCACGUUCCCCCGACGUUACCGGGCCACGCGGCACAGCUAGGAGCGCCCUACUCUUUGGGCCAAUUGGAUUGCACUCUUCAAGUUCCCAUGAUGACCUCCGUGCCUCCCCCCGUUCAGACCUCCCUCCCGCCGGCAUCCAUCCAGAGCACCGCCCCCAUGCUGCAAAACCCGAUCACCAUGACCAAACAAAGAAAGAGCCAGAAAAGAAAAGCGGACACUACAACACCCACAGCCAACGACCAGCUCAGCGAGUCCUCCCCAGCCGAAUCCAAGUCGGGGAAGACGCUGCCCCGGCGGGAGAGCAGCCGCCCCGCCAAAAUGGUCAAGAAAGAGGCGCCGGACUCGCAGCAUCAAGUGGUGAUGGGAACGGGCAUGAGCGGGCCCAGUAGUAGCCAUAGCCCCGUCCCGCAAGACCAACUGGGCUACUGUUUGAGUCUGGUCAGAGAGAUGCUGUCCAAGAAACACACGAUGUAUGCCUGGCCCUUCUACAAACCCGUCGAUGUGGCCGCGCUCGGGCUGCACGAUUAUCACGACAUCAUCAAACAUCCCAUGGACCUGAGCACCAUUAAGGCCAAGCUGGAGAACAGACAAUACCGGGAUCCCCAGGAAUUUGCUGCCGAUGUCCGGUUAAUGUUUUCCAACUGCUAUAAAUAUAAUCCGCCUGACCACGAGGUGGUGGCGAUGGCACGCAAGUUGCAGGACGUGUUUGAGAUGCGCUUUGCCAAGAUGCCGGACGAACCAGAGUCCAAACCCCUCGCCUCCGUCCCAGCUCCUCCGCUCCACCACCCUGCCCCGGUGAAACCCCAGCCUCCGAUGGGCCGCGUCGCCUCCUCUUCCGACAGUUCCAGCGACUCCUCCUCCGAGUCCGAGUCUUCAACCGACGAUUCGGAGGAGGAGCGAGCUCAGCGGCUGGCCGAGCUCCAGGAACAGCUGAAGGCUGUCCACGAGCAGCUGGCUGCCCUUUCCCAGCCUCAAGCCAGCAAACCAAAGAGAAAAGAGAAGGAAAAGAAGGAGAAGAAGAAAGACAAACACAAGAAGAAAGUUGGCAUCCCCAGCCUGGUUGACGAGAUCCAGGAUGCCGCACCUGUUUCCCAGCUGUCGAAAAGGACCAAGAGCAGUACAAAUAACAACAAAGAGCUACCCAAGAAGAAAUCCAGUAAAAAAGAGGCAACGAAAAACAACCAGCCCCCCAACCUCCCGCCCGUUCUCUGCCUGGAAGAAGACCUGGCGGGUUCUUCGGCUUCGUCGGAAAAGUGCAAGCCCAUGACGUACGAGGAGAAGAGACAACUAAGCCUGGACAUCAAUAAGCUUCCCGGUGACAAACUGGGCCGCGUGGUCCACAUCAUCCAGUCGCGAGAGCCCUCGCUCAAAAACUCCAACCCCGACGAGAUUGAGAUCGACUUUGAAACGCUCAAGCCUUCCACUCUGCGAGAGCUGGAGCGCUACGUGUCCACGUGCCUUCGCAAGAAAAAGAAGGGCGGAGCUGAGAAGUCUAUGGAGGCCAUGGUUUCCACCAAAAAGACCGGAUCUUCUUCGGACAGCAGCGGCUCCAGUUCCGAGAGUGAAACCGAGGCUCCGGGGAUGGUCAAACCGCAAAAGAAGAAGGCUCAAUCUGUGAAGGAGGGGAAGAAGACGCAUUCACAUCUACAGACUGCCCCCGCUCAGCCUGCGCUUCAUCCGCAAGCGGCGGCGUUUCAGCCUCAGAUGAAGCAGCAUCAGGCCCCUCCCGUGGAGUAUAUGCCUCCUCCCGUAACCGCCCUGGAGUCUUCCCAGAUGCUGGAGAACAGCUUUGAGUCCUUGCCGUCGUUCAGCCAGCCCCUCAUGCAUCUUUCCCACCAUACGGGAAACGCUUCGUCCCCCGCGCCGCCUCAGCUCAGCGCUAACACCGCUGGGCCGGUGUCCCCCGAGACGCACCCCUUCCUCACCCAACAUCCGAUCCUCCCCUCUCCAGCCUUGCACAGUUCCAUGCCUCAGCAGCCGUCUCGACCGAGUCACAAGGCGGCGCCUCUUCAUCCCAAACUUUCCCAGCACCAGCCCGCGCCUCCUCAGCAGCAGCCAGCGUUACAGCAGCAGCAGCAGCAGCAGCCAACUUUGCAGCAGCAGCCCACAUUGCAGCAACAUCCGCCUCUCCUGCCCCAGUCAGCACCUGCGCCGCAUCAGCUGCCCCCGCAGAUCCUUCAUCCCCCUCAGCCCAUGCACCAGAGGCCCCUCUCCCCGCCAACACUCACGCCUCAGGGCUUGCUGUCUUCCCAGCCUCCCCAGAUUCUGCUGGAGGACGACGAAGAGUCGGCCUCCUCCACGCCCCUUAACCAAGUGCAACUGUACCUGCAACAGUUCCAACAAGGCCGCCAGCCCCAGCAGUCCAUGCAGUCGCUGCAGGCGCAAUCUCGUCAGCAGCAACAGCAGCAGCAGCAAGCGGGACAGUCAUCCCUGCUGCAGUCUGUCCAGGGCCAACCUCAACUCUCCUCCCAAGCCACGCUGCCCACGGCCCAGCUUCCGCUUCAGGCGCAGGCUCCGGUAGCCCCGCCGCAUCAAGCCCCGUCCCAACAGAUGUCCCUCCACCAGAGCCGCCACCUGCCGCACAGUCAGCCGCAAGCUCAGCAGCAAGCUCAGCAGCAGCAGCUGAGUUACCAGCAGGUUGCCACGCUCAUCGGUCAGUCUCAGGGGCCUUCACACAAGGUGGCCAUGCCCAGCAACAAAGCACAGCAGAUCAUCCAGCCCCCGGAGCAGUUGUCCCCGCGGCCGCCGCCGCCCAAGCCUGACCUUUUCAUCGCAGGUCACAUGAGGGAUAACCCAUCCCCUCUCAUGAUGCAUUCCCCGCAACUUCCUCAGUACCCUCCCGUGUCUCACCAGUCUCCGCCUCACAAUAUGCAGCCCAAAAAGCAAAGGGUCCCCGUCAAUCAAGGAGUACUCAAAGAGGACAAACUUCCCCCCUCACCGGUGAUGAGAGGAGAGCCUUUCAACCCCGCCAUCAGGCCCGAGCAUCACAAGCAUCCCGACAGCAAGCCCACUCAGCAAGGCCUCGGCCAACAGAAUGUGAAGUCCAUGGACAGCUCUCGGCCCGUCAUCCGCUCCUCUGAGCCAAGCGGACCGCCGCCGCCGCCACCCCCCGCGCCAGACAAGGAGAAGUUCAAGCAAGAGUCCAAGGCACCCACUGCACCCAAAAAGGAUGUGAAACUGAAGAACAUGGGCUCGUGGGCCAGCCUGGCCCAGAAGUCCACGUCGACGCCGAUGUCCGCCGUCAAGUCCUCGAGCGACAGCUUCGAGCAAUUCCGCCGGGCGGCCCGCGAGAAGGAGGAGCGGGAGAAGGCCCUGAAGGCGCAAGCCGAGCAGGCGGAAAAAGACCGCAUGCGCAGAGAGCAGGAUAAACUGCGAGGUCGGGAUGACGACGACGUGCUGGAGACAAGCAGGAGGGUGCACGAGGAACCGCGCCGGCGUCUGGAGCAGCAGCAGCAGCAGCAGCACAUGCAAGUGCCCCCACAGCAGCCCGAGCCUCAGCCAGCUGUGAUCCAAACGCCCCCGCAGCAACCCCAGCAGCAGCAGCAGCAGCCGCCCCCGCAGCCCCCAACGCCGCCUCAGCCUGCCGCCGUACACAGCCCGCUCGACCAGCAGAGGGAGCUGGCGCGCCGAAGAGAGCAAGAGAGGAGGCGGCGAGAAGUGAUGGCAGCAACGAUUGAUAUGAAUUUCCAAAGUGACUUAAUGGCGAUCUUUGAGGAGAACAUCUUCUGAGGAGGCAACAAAGACAAGUAGUGGAA